Molecule: messenger RNA, 654 nt
Organism: Staurois parvus
Lineage: Eukaryota; Metazoa; Chordata; Amphibia; Anura; Ranidae
Source: the annotation of a GenBank genome assembly
AUGGACACCUCUUAUGUGACCAGCGCCAGGCGGUUAAGGAGUACCAACCGUCGAUCUGCUGCCUACACCAGUGCCACAUCUAAUAGCCUCCAGAGUCAGGGUUCAACGGGAGUCACUCUACAAGACUCGUUGGUGAGAAACUUGGACAGUGACUUAUCUGCGUCUGUCGCUCACAAGACAAACAGCCUCAGGGAGGACUCUGUGCUGUAUGAAGAAUCGGAGCAGCCAGAACACAACGGCAACGUCAAGUCACAAGUGGUCACUUCCAGGAAAAGUAAAAGAUGGCCAUCCAGAUUAUUCUCUAUGUUCUGCUGCCUUCUGAUUGUCAGCAUCCUCGCUGUUCUGCUUGUAUUUGCUUAUAUUAUACUGCAAGAAAUGCGCUAUGGAAAAGAAAGUGAAGAUGGAAUGAAAACAAGUAUUUUAGGGUUCUGGAGUCUGCUGGUCUUGUCACUGGUUGCUGGCCUCUCUUGCUGCAGCUUCUCCUGGACUGUCACUUAUUUCGACUCUUUUGAACCAGGAAUGUUCCCCCCAACUCCUCUCUCCCCUGCACGCUUCAGGAAAAUGACAGGCCAUUCUUUCCACGUCGGUUACACCAUGGCAAUAUUAAAUGGCAUUGUAGCCGCUCUCUCACUGUUCUCUGUGUGUCUUCUCUGA